GAACCGGAAGAAGCCGAAGACAAACAGGAAGUAGAUGAAGCAACAGUUAACAGACCCGUAACAGACCCAGACAGACCCGGUCCAGACCCGGUCCAGACCUCCUUAACGUCUCCUCUGUUCGUGGGUAAGAUGGCGGCUGUUUCUGAGGAUCACGGUUUCAGCAGCCUGGAUCCCUAAAACACCUCCAGUCCAAGAACCAUGUAGACGGACAGAACCGACGGAACCGACAGAACAGACAGACAUCCGGUCAGUAACUGGUCUGUAACUGGUCAGUAACCAGUACCAAAGGAUCAGGGUGGCGUCGUCCUGGUGGAGGAGCAGGCUGAUGGAGAGCGACUGUCGGAUCCCCGUGGCCUGUUGUCGGCCUCGAGUCCUCGUCCUCCACGCUCUAUUCUGGGGCCUCGUCUCCCUCAGGGUGUUUGGAGCGGCUCUGCUGAGUGAAGAUAAAACUCCAGUGAAACAGAUGGUCACCCCCUGCUGGCUGCUGGAGGAAUUCGUAGUGACGGCGGAGUGUUCUCAGUGUAACGCCUUCCAGUCUAGGUCGUGGUCGUCCUGCGGACUGACAGGAUACGUGGAGAGAGUCAACUGCACACGAUCCAACCGAGACGACUACAAGAGCUGUCGCUCUGCAGUGAUGGAGGAACAUCUGUUCUGGAAGUUCGAGGGGGCCGUGUUGGCUCUGACAGCCGUCUUCGCCGUCGUGGUCGUCAUCCGUCAGCGCUGGCUCGACCGCCUCGCCUCCGAGAAGGUCCGCCGCCAGAUCGAGUCCAUCUAGGACUCCAGGACCUGGACCGGGACUGGUUUUUAUCCUGAUCCGGACUCUGAGAUCCAUCAGGGAUCAGGACUAAAGCAAAAUCUGCAGAGAGUGGACUGUUUGUUGUCUUCAUAGAGACAAAACACGGAGCGAAAAACAACCAGCUGUUUGAACUUUGAUCAGAACGGAAUCGUAUUGAUUCAUCAUCAAUACUUCUGUUUUAGUUUAUUGAGAAACUCAAACUAAGCUGUUAAAAAAGAUUUAGGAAUAAUGAAUGAAUUAGAAGUCAUUUUUAAACAAAAACUAAAGAAGCAGAAUUCAGAGAGUCUAACUGGACCUGAACCAGUCUGAACUGAUUUAAAUUCUAUAUUUACGUUUGAAUUCUGAUGUAAAAAGUCUGAAUUUCAGUUCCUGAUUAAUAAUGUGGUGAAAGUUUCAGAUUUAUUAUGGAUUGAUUAUGGAUCGACAGUUCCAUGUCAGGUGGUUAAUUGGUCCUCACUUAUUGAUUAUUAAUAUUUCCUUCAUUAGCAGGACGUCGUGGGUCUUUGAACGCAGCACCAGCAGAGAGAAUUCACGCCUCGUUAUUGUAACCGUUUGUUUUUCUGUGAAGAUUCUGACAAAAUAAACUGAUGAAACUAAUUUAGAGUAUGAAUUUAAAAUAAACCUCUACAGUCUGACGUAGUACUUUAGUUAAAGUAUGAUGUUUUGAUUUCAGGUUUGAACGUUGAAGCUUAAACGUUAAAAGUUAAACUGCUUUAUCUUCACCAGUUAGAA
Anoplopoma fimbria (sablefish) is the source of this 1528-nucleotide messenger RNA. It is a transcript of the gene jtb, whose product is annotated as jumping translocation breakpoint. Gene Ontology annotation, cellular component: membrane; cytoplasm; centrosome. The coding region runs from base 326 to 775 and encodes 149 amino acids. The record is from RefSeq and is a predicted model, not a curated record. Gene Ontology annotation, biological process: mitotic cytokinesis. The transcript has 6 exons. Lineage: Eukaryota; Metazoa; Chordata; Actinopteri; Perciformes; Anoplopomatidae.